Messenger RNA from Fomitiporia mediterranea MF3/22, 1347 nucleotides. RefSeq names its product SIR2-domain-containing protein. Bases 1 to 1347 code for a protein of 448 amino acids. The record is from RefSeq and is a predicted model, not a curated record. The transcript has 6 exons. Lineage: Eukaryota; Fungi; Basidiomycota; Agaricomycetes; Hymenochaetales; Hymenochaetaceae. Gene Ontology annotation, molecular function: NAD+ binding.
AUGUGGAGGUUCUUGUCAAGUAAUGAUGUUCCACAAUUCCUUGAGACCCUCGACUUGCCAGGUAUAGCAAAGUAUUUGAAGAGCGAGUCAUGCAAGAAUGUCUUCGUCAUGGUGAGGAUAAGCACAUCAGCUGGAAUUCCCGACUUUAGAUCUCCUGAUACCGGUCUUUAUGCGAACCUCGCUAGACUGAAUUUGCCCUACCCGGAGGCCGUCUUUGAUAUUAGUUUCUUCAAGCGGAAUCCUCGCCCUUUCUAUGUCCUGGCUCACGAGCUUGCACCAGGGCGAUUUAGACCUACACUGACUCACUCAUUCAUCAGGCUCCUCGCCGAGAAAGGACUUCUCCAUACAUGCUUUACGCAGAAUAUAGACACACUUGAGCGGGCUGCUGGCGUCCCGCCCCACAAAAUCAUCGAAGCCCAUGGAAGUUUCGCUAACCAGCACUGUAUAAAGUGCGGUUCGUUCUAUCCACACGAUAAGAUCAAGAAGAAAAUAGACGAGCAAGAGAUACCUGUUUGCGAGAAGCGAGGAUGUGGAGGGUACGUGAAACCUGAUAUAGUUUUCUUUGGCGAAUCUCUACCAGACGAGUUCGUACACGGCGUGCGACACUUGAGAGACGCAGACUUACUCAUCGUGAUGGGCACUUCACUUACUGUGCAUCCUUUCGCAUCACUCACGGAGAUGGUACCCGAGGAAUGUCCACGACUGCUUUUCAACCUCGACCACGUCGGAGGCUGGGGUUCUCGUGCAAAUGAUGUAGCAUGUCUUAUGUCGUGCGACAAAGCGGUCCGCGAGCUAUGUAAGAUUCUCGGUUGGGAAGAGGAGUUGGAUGCACUAUGGGCUGAAACGGAUCCUUCGCGGAAAAUGAAAGAGGUCCAUGCAGCGGAUGGAGAUAAGGGCGAAACCAAGGCAGAGAAGGACCCACCAGAACGAAAGGCGGAGGACGCUGGCGUCAAAGAGAGGGGCCAAGCAGAGCCAACAGAGAAAGAAGCAAGAGAGGACGAAGAGAGCAGAGAAAUUGCGAGCGAUGAUGGGAAGAAAGUCAGCGAGGAACUGCUCGCGGACAUCAUUGACAAGCUGGCCGAGACUAUCAACGAAGUUAGGCUCGAAGGCGAAUUAUCCUCACAACCGGAAGGAAAGCGAACAGAACAGCGAGACCUCGAAGGAAGCAAAGCGAGCGACGAGAAUGCACCCAAGCCCGCCUCUCAUAAUGCUUCUGACGAAGAGGGCGUGUUGGACAAGGACAAACAUGAUACUCAUAGUCAGGUCACGGAGGCAAAACAAUCGGAAUCAGAAUCAUCGGAGCGAGCUUCAGACAAUGAUAAUUCAACUACUACAGGCAAGCUUUGA